This is a messenger RNA of Medicago truncatula (barrel medic), 1137 nucleotides long. Its product is annotated as F-box/kelch-repeat protein At3g23880. The transcript has a single exon. Lineage: Eukaryota; Viridiplantae; Streptophyta; Magnoliopsida; Fabales; Fabaceae. Bases 1 to 1137 code for a protein of 378 amino acids. Gene Ontology annotation, molecular function: protein binding. The record is from RefSeq and is a predicted model, not a curated record.
AUGUCGUGCAUAUACCUCCCUGAUGAACUCGUCGCAGAAAUCCUUUCAUUCCUUCCUGUGAAAUCUUUGAUGCGACUAAGGUGCAUGUGCAAGUCAUGGAAAACCCUUAUAUAUGAUUCCGCAUUCGUCAAACUACACUUUCAGCGACCUUCAAGAAAGAAACACAUAGCAGUAAUCAAAUAUGAAGCAGGUUACAUUGCGGAAACUAAAAAUUUUCCUUUGAAUCAUUCAUUGGAGAACCCAUCAGUAAGCAUCGCUAGCAACUCUUACUACCGAUUGGAGUACAAGGAUUGUAUCCGAGUUGUUGGUUCAUGCAAUGGAUUGCUUUGUUUGCUUGGUUAUUCUUACUCAAGUAAUCAUAAUCAGGAUGAAACAAUCUUCUGGUUCCGUAUCUGGAACCCAGCCACAAGGAUAAUAUCGGAAAAAUUAGGAACUUGUCACCAACCUUGCAAUUUAUUCAAGCUCAGUUUUUCAUUCGGGUAUGAUAAUUCAACUAGAACUUAUAAUGCGGUGGUUUUGUGUACUAGUGAGGUGAAAGUUUUCCAUUUCGGUGAUAAUAUUUGGAGAAAAAUUGCAAAUUUUACUCCUUAUAACCUUGUUGAUACCCUUGGCCAUGAUGGUGUGAACCAACAAGGAGUGUAUUUGAGUGGCACUGUUAAUUGGAUUUCCAUUUAUCCGGAGGAUGUUACUCUUGAUAAAUUUGCGAUUAUCUCGCUUGAUCUUGGUACCGAGACAUACAAGAAACUGCUACCCCCUCCUGGAGCAGUUAAUUUAGUGCCACCAUAUACUGAACCAACUAUUGCUACUUUCAUGGAUCGCCUUUGUUUUUCUCACCAUCGUAAGAAAACUCAUUUCGUUAUAUGGCAAAUGAUAGAAUUUGGAUUUGAACAAUCUUGGACUCAAUUCCUUAAAAUUAGUUUUCAGAAUCUACUAGUAGAUAAUUUUGGUCACUCGAAAUAUUAUCUUUUCCCAUUCUGUCUUUCUGAGAAUGGGGAAACAUUGAUAUUCGCAAGCUGUGUACAACACAAAGCAAUUCUUUAUAAUUUGAAAACAAAUAGAGUAAAGAAAGCUAUUGGUAGUGCAAUAACGUGGUGUUAUUCCAAGGAUUAUGUUGAAAGUUUGGCUUGGAUUUGUUGA